Molecule: messenger RNA, 4166 nt
Organism: Urocitellus parryii (Arctic ground squirrel)
Lineage: Eukaryota; Metazoa; Chordata; Mammalia; Rodentia; Sciuridae
Source: RefSeq, a predicted model, not a curated record
CACGCGCUCAGCUCUCCCGCGGCGGUUAAGUACGUUUAAGUAGUCAUUCCUAUCCCGGCGGUUCCAUGCUCAGUUCUUGGCCCGGGCAYAGGGGAAGCGGCAACAGGUCCUCGCGGACACCCUCGGCUUCCCWCACCCGCAUUCCGCAGCGUGCGUGGGUGCGGCUGCCCGGCGGUCUGCACCCGUUMGCGACCCAAAGGCUGGCCAGCCGGGCGGACUCUCGGGAAUCCACCCCGGUGGUCUCCGGAGCCAGGUUUUAAAUAAUUCAUGAGCUGGGCCCCGCGAGCGGGGCAGUGAAGGGAGAGGUCCGCGGCAGCGGUGAMGAAAGCCGGAGAUGGAGCAGGACCCCGGCGCGUGAGAUGUUGCCUUGAGUGAAUGACUCCAUUGAAGGAAGCUCUUCUGCGUCCCUUGCUGCAAGCCAGCCCUGCCAGGAAGAAGACUCAGCAGGUCCAGGACCCACUAGACCACCUCUGCACAGGAAGGACCUGUCUUCCCUAAGGCUUCCAGAAGCUACCUCAUGUUCAGGGAAUCUUGCUAGCUAUGGCCCUCCUGUUUGGUAUACUGCUGCUGCUGGGGCUUUGUGGGAAUAUCAUCUCAGAAAACACUUCUGAGGCAUUGGAUUAUGAAUUGCCUGCAUCCGAAUAUGAGACUGAAGACACCUACAGUCCCGGGCCCAUUAGUGUUCUCUUCGAAAUGGUGCGCAUAUUCAUCUACAUAGUGCAGCCCGGAGAGUUCCCUGAAGACUCCAUCAGAAAAUUUAUACGGAACAAAUUUGAAGUCUCGGCUGUUUAUGAUGAGCCAGAAAACAUAGUCUUGAUCCUGAAGAUCGCCCACUAUGAGAUCGGCGUUAUCCUGUGYGUUAUCCUGGGAGUGUUAUUUAUUAUUCUGCUACCUGUGGUGGGUUGUAUCUUUGCGAUAUGUCGUUGCUGUAACAAAUGUGGUGGGAAAAUGCACCAGCGUCCGAAGGAGAAUGCGCCCUACCAGAGGAGGUGCCUUGCAAUCUCCCUCCUGGUGAUUUGCGUGCUCGUAAGCAUUGGAAUCAUCUACGGCUUCGCGGCCAACCACCACGUGAGACACCGCGUCAGAACGUCUCAGAAGCUGAUAGACAGCAACUUGAAAGACCUGCGAACCCUCGUGAACGAAGCGCCACAGCAAAUUGACUAUAUCGUGGACCAGUUCAACACCACCAAAGAGAAGGCCUUCUUAGAUCUGGACAAUAUUCAUUCGUUGCUGGGAGGUGGAAUUCUCGAGAGACUAAAGCCUAAGGUGAUCCCUGUUCUUGAUGAGAUCCAGGUCAUGGCGAAAGCAAUUAAAGAAACCAAGGUGGCCCUGGAGAACAUGAACCAGAAUUUUAAGAGCCUGAGGGAUGGAAGCCAACAGCUCAGCAACAGCCUGUCUGCUGUGAAACAGAACAUGCAGAAUUCUCUGCAAGGCCCUGAGUGCCUUCUUCCACAAGUGAGUGACAUCUGCAAGAACAUUGAGUCGUCUCUGAGCCAGCUGGAGGGCAACCCCGAACUGAGCAAGCUCCCAUCUAUGGACACAGAACUUCAAAAUAUUAAUAAUGUUCUCAGAAAUGAUUUGGAUGCCAUGGUCCAAAAGGGCUACCAAUCCUUCAAUGACAUUCCUAAGAGGGUGCAAGUCCAAACCACGAAUAUCGUAGCAGAAAUCAAAAAGCUCUUAAAUACCGUGGGUUCCAAAGUCAAGGAUGCAACCAAAGAUAUUCCUAUUCAGAAGUCCUUGUCAGAGUUCAAUAGUCAUAUGGAUGAGAUUGAAAAAGAAAUCAAACAGAAGUUGCAUCGGGCAGAAGAAGUUGACUCCUACUGGUGGCUGUGUAGCCUGAUYUCCUGCUUUCUGCUGUUACUCAUCGUGAUUUUUUUUUACCUGGGCUUGCUGUGUGGCGUCUACGGCUAUGACAAGCACGCUACCCCAACCACCAGAGGCUUCGUAUCCAACACGGGAGGCAUCUUCCUCAUGGUUGGAGUUGGAUUCUGUUUCCUCUUUUGCUGGAUAGUGAUGAUCCUUGUGGUUCUUUCUUUUGUUCCUGGUGUGAAUAUGGAAAAACUGAUCUGUGAACCUUAUGCAAAUGGGAAGAUAUUCCAGAUUUUGGACACCCCCUACUUACUAAACAAGGAAUGGAAAUACUACAUCUCUGGCAUGRUUCUUAAAAAACCAGAUAUUGAGCUCACUUUUGAACAAAUUUACAGCGAUUGCAAAAACAACAGAGGAAUUUAUUCCACACUUCAACUCGAGAACCUCUUCAAUAUCAGCGAGAGUCUCGACAUUCACAAGCAUACUGACGACAUAAACAAUCGACUUGAACGUCUGGAUAUAAAACUUGGUGGCAUUGUUCUUCUGAACGAGGAAGGAAAAAACAACCUCAAGGAAUUCUCUAAUAGUGGGAUAGACAAUAUAGAUUAUGACACCCUCUUGGCUCAGAGUAAAACCUCUCCUGGAAAAGUGAAUCUUGUAUCAUUUUCAUAUGAUCUGGAUACAAAGGCAGACCGUUUGCCCCCCGGACAAUUAAAGCAGUCCAUGAAGUCAGAAGCGCAAACUCUUAGAAAAAUUCACCAGGAUCAAGUCCUUCCCAUGGAGAGGACCCAGGUCGAUGUACAAAAAAAUAUCAAGAUUCUUCAACGCACAAGUGGGGGACUAAAGGAGAAAGUGUCCAAGAUCCUGCAAUCUUUGGAUUCUGUUCAGGUCUUCAUAACAAACGAUAUUUCCUCCGUUAUUGUGGAAGAAACGAAGAAAUUUGCGAAAAAAAUCUUACGCUAUUUUGAACACUACCUAGAGUGGGUGGAGCUGGCUGUCACUGAGAAGAUGGUGCCCUGCAAGCCUGUGGCCACCGCCGUGGAUUCUGCUUUUAAAGUGAUUCUGUGUGGCUUCAUUGUGGACCCUCUGAAUUUGUUUUGGUUUGGCUUAGGGAAAGCUACUUUUCUUUUACUCCCGGCUCUAAUCAUCGCCGUGAAGCUGGCCAAGCACUACCGCCGCAUGGAAUCAGAGGAUGUAUAUGAAGAUAUGGAAAAUGGUUAUCAUAAAGCUCAUCCAUAUGGUAUUCACAAUGCUGUUAUGCCAAGCUCGUUACAAUAUUAUUUCUGAGGUUGAAAUUGCUUGAGCAUCAAGACACACAACGUGGAAGGAAUGAGACUGUUGGUAAAUCUGGGUCUGUGAGAACUUUGCAAAUUCAAGAGGAGCAGCUCUGGUGGCAACACAGUGACUCAAGGGGACUUCUUGGUCUCUGGGUAGAGCUUUGUUAGGAAUGAACACAGUCACGUUCCUAGUCCAUGUGUCCAUCACUAUUCAAGGAUAAUCUUCCCUCCUGUUUAUUAUUUUUUUUAAUACUGAAUUUCUAUUUAGAUACCAUACCAUAUGGGUUUGGACACAUUUCUGGGUCAAACAGUCCAUCCGAUAUUAAUACUGAGAUUCUAAUUUACUCACGUAGGUAGAGUGUGCUGGACACAUACAGUUUACAGAAAAUGUGUAUUUUGUGUAUAGUAGAUUGUAUAUACACCUUUAACACAGCUAGGGUUUUUUAAAACAAAUGAGUAUUGUAAGGGUUUUCUUCUAAAUGAGCUUACUAUCGGGUCAGUGUUGAUUUAUUGGUGCUGUUGAAAAUAAUCCAUUUUCACUAAAAGUAUGUGAAACCUACAGCAUGUCCUUCACCUAGGAUUUGCAUUCACUUUGUCAAUGAUUGGUCACGGUGUUUGGGAACAGAAUACAAAAGCAGUCCCAGAGUACCCCCACUCUAUUAAUAACAAGUUCAAAACAGAGAGAUCUUGAGAGAAGGAAUGCUGUUUGGCCGAAGGUGGAGCUGUUUGAACAGAGGCCAAGUGCAGUGUACACUUAAUCUUCUGAUUCAGGAUGAGAAUCAUCUGGAUGUCAUCUGAUUGUUGUGAGAGGGGACUCUGAAGCGAAACAGGGGACGACCCUGUCAUGGUUCUUAGAUUUUUGGUGUCCAACAUGAAUAAGGCCUUCAUGCUUGGUCCUUAGAAAUAUAUGAAAGCAUGAGUCAGUAUCUGUUUGUUUUGGGUUACUCACAUUGUCUUUGCCUUUUUCAAAAGUGAUCGGCAAUGAAAUACUGUCAAACCAAAGUAGCAGUGAUGUCAUGCAUGACAUUCAAGAUGUGGGCUUUGUACCAGGUCUUUUGAGUGAAGAUCACUGUCCUGAUU